Messenger RNA from Cladocopium goreaui, 4077 nucleotides. The record is from the annotation of a GenBank genome assembly. Lineage: Eukaryota; Dinophyceae; Suessiales; Symbiodiniaceae.
AUGAAUCCCAACGAACUGCUGCGAAUCGUCGAUACGAUUCAUCGGGAUAAGAACAUCGACAAGGAGAUUGUCUUCGAAGGGAUUGAGGCCUCUCUCGUUUCGGCUGCCAAACGCCAUUACGGGGAGGAGUCGGACAUCAUCGUGCACAUCGACCGGGUCGACGGUUCGAUUUCUGGCACGCGUGAUGGCAUUCCGCUGGAUCCAGAGGAAACCGUUGGGCGCAUUGGUGCGCAGACCGCCAAGCAGGUGAUGAUUCAAAAGAUUCGCGAGGCGGAGCGCGACGCACUUUACGACGAAUACACAGCCCUGAUCGGUCAGAUGGUGACCGGCGUGAUCCAGAGCAGCAAGGGCGGAACCGCAACCGUUACGCUGAGUAACGUCGAGGCGCUUCUGCCACGCAGUGAGCAGAUUCCCGGAGAAUCGCAUCACGUGAACGAGCGCGUACGGGCCACAGUAUGCGAAGUGCGCAAGGUGGGCACCCGCGUGAAGGUGAUUUUGAGCCGCACCCGACCCGACCUGGUGCGUUGCCUGUUCGAACAAGAGAUUCCGGAAAUCGCCGAAGGUGUGAUCGAGAUUAAGUCGAUCGCCCGCGAGCCGAGCUACCGAACCAAGGUGAGCGUGACCAGCAGCGACGCCCGGGUGGAUUGCAUCGGGGCCUGCGUGGGUAGCCGCGGUAACCGUAUCAAGAAUGUGGUCGACGAACUCGCCGGCGAGCGGAUUGAUAUCGUUCGCUGGAGCGACGAUAUGCAGGAGUUGAUCCCCAACGCCCUGCAGCCGGCCGAAGUGGAGGAAGUGAUCCUUUGUCAGAUGCUCGGACGGGCCAUUGUGCUGGUUCGCGAAGAUCAGCUUUCGCUGGCCAUCGGUCGCCGAGGUCAGAACGUGCGCUUGGCGAGCAAGCUCUGCAUUUGGGACAUCGAGAUCAUGACUCGCGAGGAACUCGACGAGCAGAUUGACGUGGCCGUGGCAGGGUUUAGUUCCAUAGAGGGGGUUGACGAAAACCUCAGUGAGAGACUGGUCGGUGAGGGUUAUUUAUCUUACGAUGAUUUGUCCAUCAUCGAGCCCGAAGCGCUGAUGGAGAUGGGCGGCCUGACCAUGGAGCAGGUCGACAAAAUCGUUGAGAUAGCAGAAGUUCGGGCCGCAGAGGCCGAGAAGGCUGCUGCAGAACAACGGCGAAAGCGACGCGAACAAGAGCGUGCUGCUGCCGAGGAAGAAGCUGCCUCCGAAGAGGCCGCUGCCAAAGACGCGAGUGAAGCAGAGGCAGCGGGAGGCGAAGGGGGUGAAGAGCCCCAACCCGAGGUCGCGGAGCAGGAAUCUAGCGAGUCCCCUGUCGCUUCGGCAGAUGAAGCCGGAUCGACGGAUGGGUCUGCCGAUGUCUCGGCAGACGACUCUGAAGAAUCCAGCCGCGAGGCUACGUUUUUCGAGACGACAGGGAGUAAGCCACAGUUGUCUGUGCGCAUUUACGCAUUAGCGAAAGAGCUGAAGAUCGACAGCAAAGAGCUGGUCGAGAUUUGUCCUAAAGCAGGCAUCUCGGGCAAGGGCUCGGCGCUGGCGAGCUUGGACGACGACGAAGUCGCGAAGAUUAAAGCCUACGUCUCCGGCAACGGAGCGACCGGUUCUGGACAGGCAGCCAAACCCAGCGGCGAUGCUGCUGCGAGUGGAUCGAAGCCUGCAACAGGCAAAGCUGCGGGUGGUGCUCCAGGCGUUCUACGCCGCGAGGACUACAUUGCACCGGCGGGUGUGAGCUCGAAGAAGCCGCCCACGAUGCCGGCGAAGCAGCCACCGAAGCAACCUCCGAAGGAAGAAACUCCGGCGGAGACGAAGAAGAAGCCGCCGGCGACCGAGGGGCCUCCGAAACCCGCUGCCCCCACAAUCAAACUGGCACCAAUGCCGAGUGCCAAUACUCCUCCGCCAGUCAGGCGAUCGAACGAGCCUGCGCCGCAGAAGCCGGAUAUUAAGCUGCCGGCCGAUGCCAUUCGGGCGGGCAAGGCGGGCGCGAAGCCGCUGCAAGAGCAUCUGCGUAAGCAUGAAGCGCGCCGGAAGACGGAAGAGAAAGAAGACAACGCAGCAAUAAUGCCUCCGGGCUCUGAGCCGCCGUUGGUCACUGGCCGCGAGCAUCGCCGUGGUGGCGGUGGCAAGAAACGGGAAGUCGACGAAGAUCGCGGAAAGGGUUCGGUCGGUGGACGCGAACAACGCCAACUCAAGCGUAAGCGUGGCGGCGGUCGUCAGGAUUCGGACGUCGAAUACCGCCCACGACGGAGUUUCCGUCCCAAGCGAACGGGUACGAAUACGGCCGCGCCGCGUAAGGGCAAGGUGGUGGUCGAAUUGCCGGCCACGGUGCGUAGCUUCUCCGAAGGAAUUGGUGUGCCCGCGCGUCAGGUGCUGGGCAAGCUUUUGGCUUUCGGCAAGAUGUCGAACAUCAACGCCGAGAUCGACCGCGAGACGGCCGAACUGCUGGCCAUCGAGCUGGAAGCGGAUGUCGAGUUCAAGACUGCGGUCAACCUGGAAGAUCAACUGCUGACGCAGUUCGAAGAUUUCGAGGAUCCGGAAGGCUCGCUGGUUGAGCGUGCCCCCGUGGUUACAUUCCUCGGUCACGUCGAUCACGGUAAGACGUCGCUGUUGGAUCGCAUCAUCGAUAUUGAUGUGGUCAGCGGCGAGAGCGGCGGCAUCACGCAGCACAUUCGGGCGUAUCGCAUCGAUCGGGAUGGGCGAUCCAUCGCGUUUGUCGAUACCCCGGGUCACGAGGCGUUCACCGAGAUGCGUGCUCGCGGGGCGAAUGUCACCGACAUCGCUGUGCUGGUCGUGGCGGCUGACGACGGCAUCAUGCCUCAGACCGAAGAGGCGAUCAGCCAUGCCCGGGCUGCCGGUGUGCCGAUUGUCGUGGCGAUGAACAAGAUCGAUUUGCCCGGCGUGAACAUCGACCGAAUCUACCAGCAACUUGCUGAAAACGAAUUGCUGCCCACCGAGUGGGGCGGCGAUACGGAAGUGAUUAAAUGUAGCGCGAUGACCGGCGAAGGUAUCGACGACCUGCUGGAAACGCUGGCCACGCUUGCUGAGUUGCACGACUACAAGGCCAACCCCGAUCGUCCUGGGGCCGGUACUUGUAUCGAGGCCGAGUUGCACGAGGGUCGCGGUGUGGUGGCCAAGUUGUUGGUGCAGAAGGGAACGCUGAAGAUCGGCGAUGUGAUCGUCUGCGGCGAAGCCCACGGCCGCGUGAAGGCCAUGUACGACACGCUGCUCGGCGAGCAGGUGAUGCACGAGGUGGCAGGUCCUUCGACCCCCGUCAACGUGACCGGCUUGGAUGUGGCCCCCGGCGCCGGCGAGCACUUCUAUGUGAUGGACGAUAUCUCCAAAGCACGAGAAAUUGCCAGCACGCGUGCUUCUUCGGCCAAGCGUCAAUCGCUCAGCGGUACGAAGACGCAUGUCACGCUCGAGAAUCUGUUCGACCAUUUGGGCGACGAUGAGGUUCAAACGCUGAACCUGAUUCUGCGGGCCGACGUGAAGGGUUCGAUUGAAGCCAUCGUAAAAGAGCUGUCGAAGCUCGAUCACCCCGAGGUGCAAAUCAAGGUUCUGCAGGCCACCGUGGGUGGUGUGACCGAGGCCGACAUUCACCUGGCCGACGCCUCGGACGCGGUGGUGAUUGCGUUCAAUGUGGUGCCGGAUGAAGGGGCGAGAACCCUGGCCCAGACCAAGGGCGUUCAGGUUCGUCGUUACGAUGUGAUUUACAAAGUGACCGACGAUCUCAAGGCCUCGCUGGAAGGCAUGUUGAAGCCCGAGUUGCGGGAGAGCGACUUGGGCCGAGCCUUGGUGCUGCGACUGUUCCCCAUCAGCCGUGUGGGUACAGUGGCCGGUUGCCGUGUGCUUUCGGGUGUGAUUCAACGCGACUGCCGCAUUCGAGUGAUUCGCGAUAAUCGCAUCCUCGGCGUGUACCCGUUGGAUUCGCUGCGUCGUGAGAAGGACGAUACCCGAGAGGUUCGGGAAGGUUACGAAUGCGGUAUGAAGCUCGUUGGUUUCAACGAUCUCAAGGAAGGCGACAUUCUCGAAGCGUACAAGAUCGAAGAGGUGGCUCGGACCUUCUAA